UGUGAAGAGUAAAAGUGAAUUAUUUCUAGAGGAUUUAAGAAUCGUUAGAAAACAUUUAAAAAAUAUGGCUACUUUAAACAAUGUAGAUAAUGUCUUACCCAUUUUACCAGCCAAGUGCACCUGGAAGGUGGGUACAAAGGAAAAAUGCAUACAUAAUACUAGACCGAUGGCUAAACAAGAGAAAACCUAUGCAAAUAUUUUGGAAACUGUGGGCGCCACACCUUUAGUUAAAUUAAAUAAAAUACCACAAUCGGAAGGCAUCAAAUGUGAUAUGUAUGUUAAAUGCGAGUUCUUCAAUCCUGGUGGCUCUGUUAAGGACCGUAUAGGCUUUCGUAUGAUACAAGAUGCUGAAGAUAAGGGCAUAAUCAAACCAGGUUACACAAUAAUUGAACCUACUUCAGGUAAUACUGGCAUUAGUUUGGCUUUAGCUUGUGCCGUAAAAGGUUAUCGCUGCAUUAUUGUUAUGCCUGAUAGAAUGACUGUUGAGAAGGAAUAUAUUGCUCGUGCAAUUGGCGCCGAAAUAGUACGCACACCCUGUGAAUUGCCUUUCGAUUCACCAGAUAGUUUGUUUUAUGUUGCAAAGCGUCUUGAAAAAGAAAUACCCAAUUCCAUUGUUAUGGGUCAAUUUCUUAAUCCCAGUAAUCCUUUGUCACAUUAUGAUGGUACAGCUGAGGAAAUCAUGUGGCAAUUGGACAAUAAAGUUGAUAUGAUCGUUUGCGGACCUGGUACAGGCGGUACUAUUACUGGUAUUGGUCGCAAGAUAAAAGAGCGUUUACCAAAUUGUAAAAUGGUGGGUGUGGAUCCUUACGGUUCACUUAUAGCACGCCCCGAAUCAAUCAAUAAAACGGAUGUAAAAUCAUUUGAAGUCGAAGGAAUUGGUUUCAUAUUCUCUUGUACAGUACUGGAUCAUUCAAUUGUUGAUACUUGGGUGAAAAUUACAGAUAAGGAAACAUAUAAUAUGAGCAGGCGUUUGAUUGCUGAAGAAGGUUUAUUGGUUGGAGGUUCCUGUGGUGCUAUAAUGGCAGGAGCAUUGAAAAAAGCAAAAGAAUUGAAGGAAGGACAACGGUGUGUAGUUAUAAUGCCGGAUGGCAUACGAAACUACUUAACUAAUUUUGUGUCUGAUAAUUGGAUGGAGGCACGUAAUUUUAAGGAAAUUGAAAAUAAAUUCAACUUUUGGUGGUGGGACAUACCAAUUAGUGAAUUAAAAUUGCCCACUUCAUUUAGCGUUAAAUCAAAUAUCAAAUUUGCUGAGGCUAUUGAGACCAUGAAAAAAAACAAUGUCAGAGAAUUGGUAGUAAAUGAUGCAGAAACUGGCGAGUUAAUUGGUGUUGUGGGUCAAGAUGCAUUGAUAACACAAAUUAUAAGCAUGAAUCGUCAGCCAGAUAAGGUAGAAGUGAUAAGAGCUGUAAAUCGUAGAGUAAUUCGUAUAAAUAUGAUGGAAAAAUUGGGCAAAUUAGCACGCGUGGUCGAAACGGAACCGUUUGUUUUGAUUGUAGAGAAAGAGGGUGAUAAAGAUAUUUUCAAAGCGCUCAUUACAAAAAUGGAUGUAAUGUCGUACAUAACAGAUAACAAGGCCACUGGAACAGCGAUAGAAAAUAAUGUAAACAAGGAUCAAACAAUGCCAGCUAAUAAAACUUAUGAAACUCCAAAGGAUUUCGUGGAUCCAGGACUGCCUUCGAAAUGUACAUGGAAGCUGGGAACGACAGAGAAGAGUCCUCACACACAGCGGCCUAUUGCCCAUAGACAAAAAAUAACUCCAGAUAUUUUACAUGUUAUCGGUUGCACACCCCUGGUUAAACUGAACAAUAUACCAAAAUCUGAGGGCAUAAAAUGUGAAAUGUACGCGAAAUGUGAAUUUCUUAAUCCAGGUGGUUCGGUGAAAGACCGUAUUGGUUAUAGAAUGGUUCAAGAUGCUGAAGAAAUGGGUCUACUGAAACCGGGUUGUACCAUUAUUGAGCCUACAUCUGGUAAUACUGGUAUCGGUAUAGCUCUAGCAUGUGCUGUUAAGGGUUACAAAUGCUUAAUUGUCAUGCCAGAUAAAAUGUCUAAUGAAAAGGUUUAUGCAUUACGCUCUUUGGGUGCUAAGAUCAUACGUACACCAAUAGAAGCAGCUUACGAUGCACCAGAAGGUUUAAUAUGCGUUGCACAACGUUUAGAAAAAGAAAUACCUAACUCAAUUGUUUUGGAUCAAUAUCGCAAUGCUAGUAAUCCAUUGGCACAUUAUGAUGGAACUGCUGCUGAAAUUCUUUGGCAGUUAGAUAAUAACGUCGAUAUGAUUAUUUGUACUGCCGGAACUGCCGGUACAAUCUCUGGUUUAGGGCGUAAAAUAAAGGAGGAAGCACCAAAUUGCAAAGUUGUUGGAGUUGAUCCUUAUGGAUCGAUUCUCGCUCGUCCCGAAUCGUUGAACAAAUCUGAUGUACAAUUCUAUGAAGUGGAGGGUAUUGGUUAUGAUUUCAUACCAACUGUCACCGAUCAUAGUGUUGUAGAUGUUUGGACAAAGGUAAGCGACAAAGACUGCUUUCCAAUGAGCAAACGCCUUAAUGCUGAAGAAGGUUUACUUUGCGGAGGUUCAAGCGGUGGAGCUAUGUUUGCAGCUCUUAAAUUUGCAAAAACAUUGGAAGCUGGGCAAAGAUGUGUGGUUAUAUUGCCUGAUGGUAUUAGAAAUUAUAUGACUAAAUUUGUCUCUGAUAAUUGGAUGGAAGCACGUGGAUUCAAAGAAGUUGUCAAUGAACAACAUCAUUGGUGGUGGGAUACAAAAUUGGAAGACCUAAAAUUCUCAAAACCUAUAACUAUUAAAUCAGAUACCACAGUUAGUGAAGCAGUGGAAAUAUUAAAGAAACACCAACUAAAUCAAGUUGUAGUACUUAGUGCAGAGAAUGAUUCUAUAAUGGGUGUUGUUGGUCAAGAAACAUUAAUAAAUCAAAUUGUAAGCAUGUCACGAAAACCAACUGAUCCCGCUAUCAAAGCACUAAAUAAGAGACCCAUUCGCCUUACUUCAUCAGACAUUUUAGGAAAACUAGCUCGUGUAGUAGAAGUUGAUCCAUGUGUACUUAUUGUUGAUAAAGAAGGUGACAAGGAAGUGCUCAAAGGCUUAGCAACAAAGCUGGACGUAAUGUCUUUCAUCACGAAAUCAAAUUCUCAGAAAAAUGGUGAUGAAGAUACACUGAAAGGCAUAGCCUCAAAUUUAGAAGGGGUGUCUAUUACUGAUGCUCAAAAAAAUGGAAGUUCUUAAAAGAAUAUAAUACUUAAUACUUAAUAAGAUUUUAUACCAAGAUUGCAUGUUUUUACACAUAAUCAUUUGUCUUUUUGAUACAAUAAAUUUUAUUCAUUUUCUAAACAUUAA
Molecule: messenger RNA, 3343 nt
Organism: Teleopsis dalmanni
Lineage: Eukaryota; Metazoa; Arthropoda; Insecta; Diptera; Diopsidae
Exons: 12
Coding region: 65-3232 (1055 amino acids)
Cellular component (GO): cytoplasm
Molecular function (GO): cysteine synthase activity; cystathionine beta-synthase activity
Source: RefSeq, a predicted model, not a curated record